Ostreococcus tauri is the source of this 291-nucleotide messenger RNA. Its product is annotated as unnamed product. The record is from RefSeq and is a predicted model, not a curated record. The coding region runs from base 1 to 291 and encodes 96 amino acids. Lineage: Eukaryota; Viridiplantae; Chlorophyta; Mamiellophyceae; Mamiellales; Bathycoccaceae. The transcript has a single exon.
AUGCCGCGUGGGCGGGCGCGCGCGCGCGGGAGUGGACGGAUGAUCGCGCGCGCGAACGCCGAGCGACAGCGAGACGAAGCGAUCGACGACGUCGCGCUCGGGAUGGAGCCGUGCCUGGUGGGAUGGGCGGAUACGGACUCGAACGGAGAGGAUGUGUACUGCUGCGAGGAACCGGGCGGGGGCGUGCGAUGCGUCAGCGCGGGUGAGAAGGUUGAUUGCGCCAUCGUUGAGGACGACGAGACGGGCGAGCUCACCGUGGAUUGCUCCACGAUCAAGCGGGCGGAGUCGUGA